Messenger RNA from Ziziphus jujuba (common jujube), 996 nucleotides. RefSeq lists its product as uncharacterized. Gene Ontology annotation, molecular function: fatty acyl-CoA hydrolase activity. The coding region runs from base 390 to 866 and encodes 158 amino acids. Lineage: Eukaryota; Viridiplantae; Streptophyta; Magnoliopsida; Rosales; Rhamnaceae. The transcript is spliced from 3 exons. The record is from RefSeq and is a predicted model, not a curated record.
UUAUUUAUUUAUUAAUUGAUUUUUGAACAAUUUUUGUGACAGCUAUUUGUUGUCUUUUUUUUAUUUUUAUUUUUAUUUAUUUACGUUCCACCCACCAUCAUAUAAAAUAAUAGAAAAAUUCAUGAGAAGAGUGAUAAAUGAGGUGUCGUUUAAAUGAAUAUAAAAGUUUCAUUGUUCCAUGGCCUAAGCAAAAAAUAAAUAAAUAAAUGAACGCCUCAAAUUGACUUGUAGACCUAUAUAUUAAUUUUUUAAGGAAAAAAAAAAUGCAAAUUAAGCAAAGGGUUAAAAAGGUAAAUAUAUAAAGAGCUAAACGACCACUGAAGACGCUUGCAUGAAUAUUCAGAGAUAAUUAAACAAAAGAAAAAAGAAAAAGAAAAAGAAAAAUAAAAAUGGAAGAUGAGUAUGUGGAAGAAAUGGUUAGACGCCUAGAAAAUCUAUCGAGAGGCAACGAGGAAGCAUCAGAGAUCGUGAGGAGGAGUCUCGGAGGGCUAGAGGUGGUUCAUGCUCAAAAGGGUUUGCUUCGCUGUAAAUUUCCAAUACCAAACGAUGUCUCUGAUCCAGAUGGAAAUUGGCAUGUGGGUGCAAUUGCAUCCCUAAUGGACACUCUUGGAGUCUCUGCCGCAUAUACCUCUACAGGUCUUUCCAGACUAACCGUUGAUUUCAACAUUUCUUACUAUUCCACCGCUAAGAUUCAAGAAGUAGUUGAAAUAGAAGCAAAGGUGGUUUCAAAGAGAGAGAAGCUAACAGGUGUGGUUUUGGAGGUUAGGAAAACAGAGGACUCGCAACUUAUUGCUGUUGGGAGGCAGUGGGUUGCUUCUUCUUCAUCCUCAAACACCAAAAAUCAUCCUGACCUCAGCAGGCUAUGAUUUUUCACUAUUCCAAUUUUUGUUUAUUCCAUAUAAAUAUGACAAAGUCAAUUUUCAAGACCCUCCGUUCGUUUGAUUUAGUUUUACAUUUUUUUUUUUUUUUAAUGAAUUGAUUUAGUUUUACUUUAUU